Molecule: messenger RNA, 3600 nt
Organism: Fusarium tjaetaba
Lineage: Eukaryota; Fungi; Ascomycota; Sordariomycetes; Hypocreales; Nectriaceae
Exons: 3
Coding region: 1-3600 (1199 amino acids)
Source: RefSeq, a predicted model, not a curated record
AUGAUGGCUGAUGGCUGGGAUGCAAGCGCAAUUUCGGCUGUGGCCGCUCUAAUCGUCGCACUCUUCGCACUUCUAGUCGCUACUGCUCAAGCACUGCAGCAAUACCUAAUCACCGGUCAACUCAUCCGUCUUUGCGACAGCGUCGUGUUUGGUCCUUUGCCAGGCCAGGGCUACCGCGUUUGGCAGUUCUCCCAGUUUCGCUUCCGAGUACUGUACUCAAUUCCUCAGAUCAAUCUCGAUGCCGAUCUGUGGCCAAAGGAAAGCCCGCAUAUCAAGUCUUAUGCUAUCGGCUCCUCAGUCGAGAUUGUAUCGGAUUAUAGAGUACCUGUCAACAGGAGGGGUACGGCAGGUAGAGACUCACGGACAAGCAGCGAAGCUUGGAGUUCCUCAGAUCGCUCACGCCUCAAUCGAACCUGUUGGGCUUGUUGGGACUCGGUAAGACUUUGGCUGCGCCUUAAGUUCCGAAACAAGGGCUCUGGCGAAAUACAGACCAGCAGCGACUCUUGGAGCUCAUCGACUGGCUCUGACUACAAUUAUUGGGACUUCUUGGGCAUUUGGCUGCGUCGCAAGUUUGGAAGAGCCCACUCAAUCUUGCCGCCGGCAAAGAAGAAAAAUCCAGCCUCUGUAUCCCAUGAUGCCUCCGUGGGCGAGGCAUCCUGGGUCUCAUUCUGCAAAGCCAUCAACAGUUCAUGUGGAGGAUCAGUGAGAUACCGUUCUGUGACUUAUGACGCCGACAGAUGUCCCUCUGAUCUCGUUACGGCACCGAUGCAAAUAUCCAUGAGAGACAUUGCCGUUAUGGGAUUGACAGCGGGUAUGAAAAUCACAGACUGUUCAUUCACGGAAAAGUCCCUCUCGAUGCAAGGCGCCAUCGGCACGAUCACCAGCUCCAACCAUCCUAUUCUCGGGCCGAUACUUCACUUCACUCCCAGAGCCAUUACCUCACCCUUGCCACGAUCACUGCCUCCAUGGAGCGAUGAUGAUAGAGGAGUCGUAAAUAAACGCUGGCUGGCUCGGACAUGGGAUGUCUGCACUGUUGCCAAGGUGCCGUUCAACUCGCUCAAGAGACGUACCACUAGACGUCUUGACGACCGAUGGACCAGUUAUCAAGAUCCCAGCCCGUAUUACAGGCAUCGGGAGGAGAGAAGAGGGUUCAAGAUGGCUGGAAUUGUUCCAGUCGAUGCGGAUCAACACGAGGGCGGCCGGAAGAAGAAGAAGAAGAAGACAAAAGUCAAGAGAUCAGAUAGGACGGGGACUGUGUCCAUGAGUCGCCGGCCCCAAGACGGUAAUUGGUUCAUUAUAGAGCCGCCACGCCCGCCCGCUCAAGCAGCUGCUAGGGAGGGUAAUGGGAAUAACGAGAAGGAUGAAGACCACGGAGGAAUUGGGGAUGAUAACGAAGGGCGGGCGACACCGGUACACCAGUCUCCGUCGGCAGCUGAACUCAACUCCUCCAAGGAACAAGAUACGGCUCCUACGGAAGAACUGCACCAGGAGCUAUCUGGAGACAACUUAACCUCCCAACAUGGCCAGCCAAGUGGCCAAAGUCCAGUGAGAGAAAAGUGGUCCGAAAUGUAUCCAGGCGACUCCGACAACUCAUCUCAUCACGAUGCAAAAGGAAAGGGGCAAAGAGAUGAUAUCGCAGCAACACCAGCUACCGAGCCAUUGGUAUAUGGCCACUCAGAGAAAGAGCAAACAGCGCUUGACACGGGCCAAGAUGGACGUCGUUCUCAAAGGACCCCGUUAAGACCUGACGAGCUGAAUGUAGCCGCUGCUCAAAGUAAUGGAGGGGGCAUCCCUGCUACAUUUGCUCGGCCGGUCACUCGUCUCCUUCUGACGCAGACACCACACUGGGAUACAUUGCCAGAAGGAACUCCGCAAAACACGAGUCACAGAGAACCAGACAUUCGCCAACCUCGGAGAAGAGCCACGGUCGAGGACGUACCUGAUAGCGGCGAUGAAUUCGCAUCUGACCCCGGAAGACCGCUAGGUCCGGAGAUACUGGACCGAGGGCAUGCCGCCAAGAAGCGACAAGAGAGGAGGAAUAAACGUAGCCGAAAGAUACAGAAGGACAAGGCUAUCGUCGAGGAGUCAGGGACGAGCGACAGCAGGCCUCAGUUCUUAUUGACCUACUCGGGAGAGGGACUAGGCUCGGAGCCAGAAACAAAAGAAGAUAAAGCUCAUGCAAGAGAAGCAGAACGACGACGCAGACGAGAAGAGCGAGAGCUUGAACGCGACAGACGGAACAGAUCUCGAGGCAACGUUGUUUCUCUCAAUCGAAUGGAUAUGUAUUGGUUCUGCCAGGUGGAUAUCUACCAGGGCUUCCGGGCUACACCGUGGAGACCCGACGUACCGACAGAUACAUCACUAGUCGGCGCCGUCACUGUCAUUCUGGAAGCGUUGCUGGAGUUUCUGGAAGACAAUGUCAGCUUGGUAUACUGCAAUCCCAGUCGUUUCUACACAACUCGAGACUGGAUUACGUACGGUGGUAUAUCAUACCCAGCGUACGCAAGUAAUGCCCGUGGUGGUGUUAUUGCUAGGGGUUCAUACAAGGGCGUACGAGUUCCAGCACUCCAGUACAGUGUUCCAGCGCUGGAAUUGUUGCAUUCAUAUGAAUGGCAGGUGUCCAGCUAUCUGCAUGACCAAGAGCGCUAUUGCGAAGACUUGAAUAUUGAACUAAUGCGAAUCGACGCUUGGCUUUCGUACGUCGGUCGCACAGAAAGAAUUGCAAAUGGGCCCACGGACUUGUUGAAGGGAGCACCAGCGCUUGUGCUGCUGCUUCAGGCAGACUUUGAAGUGGAUUUCAUGAACAUUGAUCUGUCUGCUAAGGAGGGUGGUCAUCAGGAUAUACAGGGGUUAGCUGAUAACGUGAUGGACUUUCUUACAGAUGAAGAGCUCGAUGAGGCUGAGCAGUUGUGUAUAUUUGUUGCACUCCUCCGCGCCGUCAAGAUACAAAGCUUCAGUCCCAGUUUCAAGGCAAAGAUGAAAUUCACUCUAUUCUCUGGCACGCCGGGCCAAUCACCUCUUCCAGAAAACCCACAAUCCGACCCCUUCGAACUCGUCGCUAUUCCCGGCCCCGACAUCUGGAGAACUCCCUCUUGCGCUGGAGGCCGCGAUGACUUCACCGGACCAAUCUACGCAACGCCCCUCCCCCUAAGUUCAUUCAAAAGCGCAAAAGUCACUAUAUCCUCGGACUUUCCCGGGAAUUACUCUCAAGGGGGUCUUAUCCUCUUCAUGCCCGAAACCACUCAAACCGGCCUGACGGAAUCACCACGAACAUGGAUCAAAGCCGGUAUCGAGACAGUCGACGGCGAAUUCUUUGCUUCUGUCGCUGCUGCGAAACCGUAUUCGGACUGGAGUUUGGUUAGGUUGGAGGAUAGUUGUGCUACUUUUGAGAUGGAGAAGGUGAAGGGGUCGCUUUGGAUUUAUGUUACGGAGAGGGAUGGGAGGAGGACGCCUGUGAGGAAGAUGACUUGGGUUGUUGAUGUGGCUCCGGAGAAUGAUAUCUGGAUUGGUGUUGCGGCUUGUAUGCCCAAGGGUGAUGAGAGUGAGAGCGAUGGGGUGUUGAAGGUGCAGUUUCGAGACUUUUCUAUCACAACAGAAUAG